AAUUGAUGUCAUGUACGCUGCCGUUUAGUGAGUACGUGCGCGUACAGGAUGUGCGGCGUGCGCUGUCACUGGAAGGGAGUACCAGCCAGGCGCGCGCACGUAUCUCUUUUCUGCCGGCGAGUCGCUUUAGGAGAGGAGCUGAACUCAACAGAAACGGAUCGUAGAGGACUGGGACAGGACCGGAGCGGGAUUUAAAAACUGGACAGUCGGGCCCAGAGGGUUCUAUGUCUAGCUUCAGCAAGAAAUCCGUUCCGAGUCGGCACCGCUGCUGCAGGUGGUCGUCGUGGGAGGGAGAGGGGCAAGCAGGGAACUGUACAUUCCCAAUGACUUUAUCGUUAUCCAAAUAAUAACAACACGCACGUAUUUAUGUAGAUUACCAAGGGACAUACACAUAACGCUACAUUUAAAUUGUAUUUGUUUUAAUAAUAAUAAUUAUGAGCAAUUACCCUGACAGGGCGUCUUUGAUAAGCGCAGAGAGCCCAGAUAAAAGCAGUCCCUCCGCCGGCGGCAGCGAUUGGGACCUGGGCAACGAUGUGUUCGUCUGCUGUUACGAGGAGCCGAUGGAUGGAGAGCGGAUUCACGGGGGGAUGCACUCUGUUCAAUCGGGUUUGGACCACCACCUGCUGUCCCUACGCAGCCGGCAUCGCUCUGCCGAGGAUGGCAUGGUGUUGGGCCUAGUGGAGGAGACUUACUCCAGCUUCCAUCAUAGCGACUCUGACACCGGCCUUGAUUACCUACACACGGGUGAGCAGGAUUACGAGAGCGACGCCGGUUUAGCCCCUCCAUUCGAUACCAGGAAACGGACCCGCUCCAGCAGCUCCAGGCACCGCUACGAGGUUGUUACAGAACUGGGACCGGAGGAGGUGCGCUGGUUCUACAAAGAGGACAAAAAGACAUGGAAGCCCUUCGUGGGAUACGAUUCCUUGAACAUCGAGGUCAUGUACCGCAAGUUCUGCGAACUCAACCCAGAGCAGGCCCGGCGCCCGGGGACAAGGGACACAGAGGAGGGGAAUGGGGUGGCGAAGGAGGUGGGCGCAAGCCCCGGGGGAGAGGAGGGGGCGAAUGUCGGGGGAUCAAGACAAGGGUCUCUGGAGAAAAGAAACAGUGAAGAUGGAGGAAGAGGGACCGAGGAAAAAGGAGAGGCUGCGAGGGACCCAGAUCUGAUCAGCAUCAAUUUUGAGCCUGUGUGUGUCAGAGGAGGGCUGUAUGAGGUUGACGUGAAAGACAAGGACUGCUACCCUGUGUACUGGAACCAGCAGGACCGGAUCCCGGUGAUGAGAGGCCAGUGGUUCAUCGACGGCACGUGGCUCCCUUUGGAGGAGGACGAGAGUGACCUCAUUGAGGAGGAGCACCUGAACUGCUUCCGUGGACAGCAGGUGCAGGACAGCUUCGACACAGAUGUGGUGGCCAAGACUAUAGACAGCAAUGAUGUUUUCUCCCACCUCCCCCCUUUCUACCUCCCCUUUCUGUUCAAAUGGAGAGGAUAUCAGCCGAGCGCUGACACUGCAUGUCACAAGCGAAAGCGUUGCGAAGCCAUCCACAGCCUGAAGCUGAGCCGCAGCCAUGUAGACUGGCACUCUGUGGACGAAGUGUACCUCUACAGUGAUGCCACCACUUCCAAAAUUGCCCGCACCGUCACGCAGAAGCUUGGCUUUUCCAAAGCAUCGAGCAGUGGGACCCGUCUCCACCGAGGGUAUGUAGAAGAGGCCUCUCUGGAAGACAAGGCCCCUCAGGCCACGCACAUCGUCUUUGUUGUGCACGGCAUCGGCCAGAAGAUGGACCAGGGCCGAAUCAUCAAGAACACAGGCAUGAUGAGAGAUGCUGCAAGAAAAAUGGAGGAAAAGCACUUUUCUGAAUAUGCCUCGGAGCACGUAGAGUUCCUGCCAGUGGAGUGGAGAUCCAAACUCUUUCUCGAUGGAGACACGGUAGACUCCAUCACUCCAGACAAAGUGCGCGGACUGAGGGACAUGCUGAACAGCAGUGCAAUGGACAUCAUGUACUACACCAGCCCUCUGUACAGGGACGAGAUCACGAAGGGCUUGACUCUGGAGUUGAACCGCCUGUACUCCCUGUUCUGCUCCCGUAACCCUGACUUUGAGGAGAAGGGGGGGAAGGUGUCGAUUGUCUCUCACUCACUGGGCUGUGUCAUCACAUUUGACAUCAUGACUGGCUGGGACCCGGUGCGAAUGUACCAGCAGGUAGAGCGCGACCUCAAGGAGACUGACAUGAGGUGGCUGAGCUAUGAAGAGCGUCACCUUCUGGAGGAACUGCACCUCACCAAGCAGCGGGUAAGAGAAAUUGAAGAGCAGCUGCACAGGGUGGAAAACUCUUCUGCUACAGCCUCACCAGCCUUGAAAUUCAAGGUUGAGAAUUUCUUCUGCAUGGGGUCUCCACUCGCGGUGUUCCUGGCUCUGCGGGGGAUCCGUCCCGGGAACAACGGCAGCCAGGACCACUUCCUGCCCAAGUCCAUCUGCCGUCGGCUCCUGAACAUCUUCCACCCCACCGACCCCGUGGCUUACAGACUGGAGCCCCUCAUUCUAAAGCACUACAGCAACAUCUCGCCCGUCCAAAUACACUGGUUUAACACUACCAACCCCAAUGGGUACGAGCAGGUCAGACCGACGCUCCUCAAUCCUGUUAAAGAGGCUACCUCUGCCUCCGACACUGAGAGCAUCCCCAGCCCUAGCACCUCCCCGGUGCUGGCACGCCGCCACUACGGAGAGUCCAUCACCAACCUCGGCAAAGCCAGCAUACUGGGAGCGGCGAGCAUUGGGAAGGGCAUCGGAGGAAUCUUCUUUUCACGAUUCGGACGUUCUAGUGCGAGCAUUGCCGCUGACGGCAGCGGAACAGAGCUGGAGGACAAGCGGCCCCUGGAGAGCCAGACGAGCUGCACCCUGUCAAGCACGUCCCAGUCUCAGUCCAACCCUAGCAGCAUCGACAACACACUGGAACUGGAGAGCCGCAUCGACUUUGAGCUGCGAGAGGGCAUGGUGGAGAGUAGGUACUGGUCUGCGGUGACUUCGCACACGUCUUACUGGUCCUCACUGGAUGUGGCACUGUUCCUGCUCACUUUCAUGUACACAAAGGAGCAGCCUGAUCCCAGUGAGGAUGAUCCAGACCCAGUGUAGCACACCUGCACACUUGCACCUCGCUCCCUGACACUGGAGGAUAGUCUGGAUCCUGUGGAACCCUCAACACUGGAGUCUCGCUCGCUCAGUCGCACAAGAGAACCAUUGGUCCAACCUGUAAAUGCUGGAGUCUCACCUGUGAACCCAGACCUCAGAGCUUACCCCUGAUCUGCACAUGUCCAUACUACUGGAGCGUCAUUCACUUCCGAGACCUGGAGUCUCCCACACAGGUAUAAUCUGGUGCCAUUACAAAACUGAAUUGUCGUCCUUACCGAGUCUGCUGUCUGCGUAAUACUUAACACAGGGCAACACCCUCCUGAUCACAAUGAUCCGGGCCUUUGUUCCUCAUCUGAUCACUGUGCAAACCCCAUUCACUGGCUCUCCACAAUGAUCUGGACUUGUCAACUGGAGACUGUCACACUUAAGUCAGGAGCCUGCAAAACAAACUCAUUCACUUGUAACUAUUCCUGUCCAUUCUUGUGCACCCAUCUGAACACUGGAGAUGGCCUGCCUCUCUCCUGCACAGGAGUACAGGAACCCCAGUCUGUAUUAUACAUUUUUUUAAUUUUAUGUUUUGUCUUAUUUUAUGUGUAACCCUGAGUUUUUUUUGUUUGUUUUAUUCUUUCUUUAUAUAUGUGUGUGUGUGUGUGUGUGUGUGUAUAUAUAUAUAUAUAUAUAAUAUAUAUAUAUUGACUGUUUAAAAAUAAAAAAAACAGGAAAAGAAUCAUUGAUGUUAAAUUGAAUGUAUUUCCUUUCCUUUUAACCUCACCUACCUCCCCUUUUUUAUUUGAUGUGUUUUUAAAUAGAUUCACCUUUUUAAAUGCCAAUUGAAUUAAGCCUGGCACAGUACAGCAUGGAAGAAAAUAAAACUGUUUUGAAUAGCAAUUUGAGCUCUUUAGCAGCCUUGGUUGCAUAUGACCUCUACUGUAGCUGCAUGCGGUCUAAGUUCAGGGCAGCACAGUUUUGUGUAAGUAAGCUCGCAGACUCACUGGCUCGGACUGCUACGGCUAUGAAAUCGUAUUGUGCUCCUCAACAAGCAUAGUCGUAUCUACCCUGAUAUGCCCCUGCGCUCUAGUUGAUUAUCUUUGAAACGCACAGAGGGUGUGCCUGCCUCUACGGACAGCUGCUGGCUUUAUCCUUCACAAUAAGAGAAACUCGUUUUAGGGAUGAGCUGCAGUGUUCUCCGAUUACUGUCUAUCAUUGUGCAGUUUCAUGACCUACAGAGCUUCCUUUCACUUUGAACAAUGAAAAGCAGCAGCAAAGAAAGACAAACUGCAUCACGGUGUGUUUCCACCAGAUACAGAAUAUACAGUGCUUUCAAGUGCCACUCCAAUGACUAACGUACGUUUCUGCAGCUUUUGUUUGAUCAAAUUCAGCUUGGCUGAUGUAGGAGAGAAGGUUCUCGCCCCCUACUGUUACCCAGAUGAAUCCUACAAACAAGAAAUAAAAGCAAGAGGGACUGAUGUACAAUGUUUACAAUUAAACCUGUAAAACUGUA
Messenger RNA from Acipenser ruthenus (sterlet), 4626 nucleotides. RefSeq names its product phospholipase DDHD1-like. Gene Ontology annotation, cellular component: cytoplasm. Gene Ontology annotation, molecular function: glycerophospholipase activity; metal ion binding. The transcript is spliced from 14 exons. The record is from RefSeq and is a predicted model, not a curated record. Bases 435 to 3128 code for a protein of 897 amino acids. NCBI's taxonomy places the organism in Eukaryota, Metazoa, Chordata, Actinopteri, Acipenseriformes, Acipenseridae.